Molecule: messenger RNA, 2868 nt
Organism: Lontra canadensis (Northern American river otter)
Lineage: Eukaryota; Metazoa; Chordata; Mammalia; Carnivora; Mustelidae
Gene: MFSD6L
Product: major facilitator superfamily domain containing 6 like
Exons: 1
Coding region: 1055-2806 (583 amino acids)
Cellular component (GO): membrane
Source: RefSeq, a predicted model, not a curated record
ACCUUUCUCAGGUUCCCGGGUCCAAGAGCACAGAUGUAGCUGCUUUACUUUCAAACUCAUUGCCUGGUGAGUGGGGGCAAGUCUGGAAGACUCCCUGUAAGAGGGGGUGCCUGGGGGGGCCAUCUAGGCAGAGGGGUCCAAGGAGCACCAGUACAGAAUCGUGCCCGCCCCUCCGUAGACAGCAGCUCUGGACAGAGUGAAGACCGAGGAGUGGAUGGACAUGAGAUCCUCCACUGAAGCCCUGCCCCCCACCCCCAACAGAACCCAGGGAGAGAGGGAUUGGGGACGGUCCCCAGUCAGUCAGAGUGGUUUUAAACCGGAAAUGAUUGAUAUCACCGUAUCUGGUGACUUUACCUGGAGGUGGCUCAUGGAGGGUGUAGCCCGUUACUGGACCGCUGGGCACCCUCAGGUGUAGACGCAAACUAUCCAAUACAUACAUAGGGUUACAGGGACUGGGACGCCGCCUUCCUGGGGUUGGGAUCCUGGCGGAGACAGGCAAGAAACAAGAUAAACCCGCGAAACAGAAACGUGUGGAGCGCUGGGUGGCGAUGCGUGCAGGGGAGGGGGUGAGAUCUGUCAGUGAGGGUGGACAGGCGGGUCCCUGAAGGUUACAGGGCUGUCCUUGACGGAGGACGAGCGCCAAGACCUGAGGAAGACAGGGAGGGAGCCCCCAUCAUGAAUUCCCCUCCAGCUCCCCGCGCCGCCCCGCAGUUUUCGUUGCCCGAGGCAGCUCAGGAGCUCACGCAGGUUAGCUGGGAGCGCGCCCUGCUGGCCACAGGCCCCACCCUCGCGCCGCGACCGGCAGGUGCGGCCCGCAGGUGCGCCGGCCCCGCCCCGCAGGUGCGGCGUCCCGGGGGCGGGGCCACUUCCGGGACGGCCGCCGGACGUGGCGGGGCGUGGAGUGGGGGGUCGGCCGUUGACCCGGUGACCGCGGCGCUGCCGAGGCCGGAGGCGACUCCCCGCGCCCCGCGCCCUCUCCCGGGCCAUGGCCCCGCGGCCGCCCCGCGCCCAGCUCGGUCCCCCGCCCGCCCGGGACUGACGGAGCCCGGCCGCCAUGAGUGCCAACCCGCAGUGGGACAUCAGCAGGGCGCUAGGAGUGGCCAAGCUCUUCCACCUGGUGUGCGGGGUCCGGGACGCCUGCGUGACUCCGUUCCUGACCCUCUACCUGAGGCAGCUGGGCUUGGCCGCGCCCUGGGUGGGCAUCCUGAUGGGGACCAAGCACCUGAUCGCCGCCUUCUGGGGUCCCUUCUGUGCCUUCCUGGCCAAAAGCUACCAGAAGAGGAGGGUGCUUCUGAUGGGCUCGCUGCUCGGCUCGGUGGGGGCCAGCAUGGUGAUGGUCCUCGUGCCGCCGCUGCACGAAGUUCUGGGGUACCGCUCCUGUAACGCCAGCGACGGGGCCACCCCCACCGCUCCGCGGCCUGGGGCCGCAGGAACUGUGACUGUCACCUCGGCCCCACAGCCCCAGCCCGCCUCCAGCCAUGCGGCAGGGUCGCCCAGCCCCUCAGGCGAGAGCCGCACCGGGACAGUGGACCCCGCUGGCUUCAGAAAGGCACCUGUGGGAAACGUCCACGAAUCGGCCGGAGGGCCACCUGGCUACGCCAGGACCACGUCCCCAGCUCUCCAUCCUGUCACUGCAGGGGUGAAGGCUACUCCUGGGGAAGGGGCUUUUAACGCGGGCAGGACAGUCCUCCCUUUGCUGGCUGGUGGUCCAGCCAACUUGUCAGCAGCUCAGGGGAGUGCCCGGGGCCUUGACCUCUCCUUGGAAGGCUUGCGCUGGACUUUCCUCCUCUCCCUGGUCUCCCUGGUGUUCUGGGAGCUGCUGACAGCCCCUCUGGAGCAGGUGGCCGACGACAGCCUUUAUGAAUACUUGGAUUUUGUGGACGCCACUGACCACUACAGAAGCCUCUGGAUCUGGAGGCCGCUGGGCAUGUCGGCCGGUGUGUGCGGCGUCACAGCCUUGGUGGGGCAGCUGGAAUGUGUCCUGAUGACAAAUGGCCCCCGGGGUGUGUUGCAUUUCUAUGGCUACUCGCUGGUCAGCACCCUGGCUUUACUGGUGAGCAUCUCCUUUCCCGUCCCCAUCUGCAGGCGGCGGGAGCCCAGCUACAAGACCGUCAAAGCGCUGUCCCUCGUGGGCGGCGCCCCGCGGCUCAUUGUCCUAGCCCUCACCGUGUUUCUGGUAGGCGCGGCCACCAGCGCGGUGCAGAACUUUCUAUUCUGGCACAUGGAAGACCACGGGAGCGGCGAGCUGGUGAUGGGUUUCUCGGUGGCCCUGGGCUCGCUGGGAGAGAUUCUACUCCAUCCGUUCAAAGCGACACUGCUUAGGAAGCUGUCAAGGGUGGGCACGGUGGGGCUGGGGCUGGGCUGUCUGGCAGCCCAGCUCCUCUACUACUCCUUCCUCUGGAGCUGGUGGUCGGUCCUCCCUGCGCAGAUCUUGAACGCCGUCAGCAGCGGGGCCCUGUGGUGGGCCGUGAAGGCCUCCGUCGAGGACCUGGCCACUCCCGGGACGGCGAGACCUCUGGGUGCGAUGUUCCAAGGCCACAUUUCCGGGGGAGGGUCCAGCCUGGGCAGCGUUGUGGGGGGCUUCGUGGUGAUGUCCUUCAGCCUGGCCGUGCUCUAUCAGGCCUGCUGCGUGGUCCUAUUACUCUGGCUGGCCCUGUUCCUGUCCAUUCAGCCCCGACUGCCCCAGGAGCAGACAAUCAACUACUCGAAACUGCUGGUCAUGGAGGCCAGCGACACGAGUGACUCUGAGCAGGGGACGGAGCGGGACUGGCUGGUGAAUGCCAUGAGGGAGGAGGACUCAGAAUAGAAGGGCGGAGACAAGGUCAAGCUGAACCAACCUGGGAAGUCACCCAAGGGUCUGGACAAGAG